Molecule: messenger RNA, 9753 nt
Organism: Mustela lutreola (European mink)
Lineage: Eukaryota; Metazoa; Chordata; Mammalia; Carnivora; Mustelidae
Gene: RPS6KA6
Product: ribosomal protein S6 kinase A6
Exons: 24
Coding region: 2182-4416 (744 amino acids)
Biological process (GO): protein phosphorylation
Molecular function (GO): ATP binding; ribosomal protein S6 kinase activity; magnesium ion binding
Source: RefSeq, a predicted model, not a curated record
CCCCAACCACGCGGUUCUCCGUGUUCACCCCGCUCUUCCCCACCCCCUCCCUUCAACCCAGGUUGGGGAAUCUCCAUUGACGUUCGGGUGACGCUCCAGUGCUGCCGCCGCGGGGCAGGGAGGGGGGUUCCCAGCGCUACUCAGGUAACGCCGCCGCUGCCGCCAUUUUGACGGAGCUGGGUACGCGGAGGGAGCCCUCGGAGACCGGGUGGGGGACGGAGGCAAUAUCGAACCACAGUCGCGCGGGCGGCAGUGUGAGCACCAGCCGUGCGGAGCCCUCUGAGCGGCAGCAUAGUUUUCUCGUCUAAGGGGAGCAGAUGCCCGCGGCGGUGAUCCUCCUCUCCCAGCCGCUGAGGGCAUCCUGCAGCCAGGACAGCUGUUGCUGAAGGAGGGGCUGGGGGUUCCGCGGGUGGUGGCGGCGGCUGGCCAGCUCCAAGAACGGGAUGCACGGCUGCGCCAGUGGCUGGCAGCUCCUGCUCAAGUGCUCCUGAAGGGACGAUGCUACCGUUCUCGCCUCAGGACGAGCUCUGGAAUCAAGAAAUGGAGGUUUUCCGAGGCGGCGCGAGGAGCGGCGAGGUUAGUGCGGUGGCCGAGUGCUGGAGCCACUCCCCUCUUUCCCUCAGGACCCUGGCUGGAGGCUGGACGGAGAGGGUCGUGGGGCUGACGGGCGGGGAGCCCAGGCCAGCUCCCCGGAGGCUGCCGGGCGGCGAAGCACGCGCUGCCCCAACUGUGUUUUUCGCUCGGGAGACAGCGGUCUGGGGCAUGGGGAGUCGGAGCCGCCUGGGCCCGGGCUCGGUCUCAGAAGGAGCUUCUGCCUCUCGGGCCACACUGGAACUGUGAUAAAAGUCACUCUGAGACCUGAAGUGAGACAGGGGAACGCGCCAGGUGCUGCGCGGUGCUCAGCACAUUCCUUUAUCUGCUGCGCCAGGUUUGCUCUCUUGGACCACUUUCGCGGACAGGGCUGACUCCAGCUAGCUGUUGAACCCGGGCGCUUUUGGAACCUAGCGCAACAAAAACACACCUAGGUGACAGUAACUCUGGGGACAUUGGCUUAUAGGGAUGUGUGCUCCUUGCUUAGUUUUCUAGUUUCUCCAUGACAUGUUGUGGGUUUUGUAACAACCCCAGUGGAGAUUAACUGGCGCCCAGGUUUCUUUGUUGACAUUAAGGUGAUGUUCUGGGGUCCCCUCAAUUCUUCCACCCUCUUCCUUCUGUUCUUCUUUCCCCAACUGGUGUUCCCGCCCGCCCCCGUCGGUCGGUAAAAGAAAACACAGUAAACCCUACCCUUACAAGAUGAAUCUUUGGAAGACUUUGAGGUUCAACCAGAAUAUUUUGGUUCUCCUCUCUUCCCGCUCUUCUGAGGUUGUUCUGGUUGGACUUAGGUCAGCUGUGCAGUGAAAACUUAGAUGUGCACAGGUAUUCUGUUUCUAGUGUUAUUGCUGUUGUUGUUAGAAGUGGGCAACAUUUAAACUCUAAAAAUUAGCCUUUUGGGAAAGUCAGAUCCUUUUUUUGAUAACUUAAUGGAUGGACAGUUUAAGAGCUUAAGAGGCCACAGUAGACCUCAUAAAAAGUCUGAAUGCCAAACUGGCAUUUUGAGGUAAGACUGGCAAUCACAGACCUCCAUCUCUCAAGAUGCUAAUUUGUGUUCAAGUACUUGCUCCAUCUUUAAAAAAACAUUCUUUUUUCUUUUCAGUGUUCAACUAAAUUGGGGUUAAAAUUCCAUGCCAGGAUAACAUUUAAUAAGAAAUGUAAUAGAAAAAAUUCAGAAGGAGUCUAAAGUUGAAUCCACUCCACUGUAGUAAAUAUUUUACUAGAAAACUAAGCAGUUCCAAAAUGUAUUUUAAUAUUCUACAUCUCUUAAGAACAGGAUAAGUGAAGAAAGCUAAAUUUCUUCUUGGAAUAUAGGGAUGUUUCAUACUUGCAAGAAUUUUCUAGCAAGACCAUUCGGUGGGAGAUGAAUUUUAUUCACAUAUGUAAUUGGUUGACAUAUAGUUUCACGUAUCUGGUAUAUAAAAACAGUUACAUGCUUGUAUAUAAGGAUGGGGUGAGAUAUGGAGAGUCUUUUACAUGCUUCCUAUUUUAUUAUUUUUGUUAAAUUUGAAUGGAGAAAUGUUUUGAAUCAUAAUUACCACAUAGGGUGUUUUAUUAUUUGCAGUAUAUUUUAGGUAUUAGAGAGAUUUAACAAUGUGUCUCUCUAACUCAUCAAUUCAGAAAAAUACUCAAAUGGAAAUUCUUAAAUCUUAUGAGGUGAGAAAAAAGGUAAAAGUGGAUGGUGUACAGAUUGUUGAUGAGCCGAUGGAAGAAGAAGCAGAUUCUUGCCAAGAUGAAGGAGUUGUUAAAGAAAUCCCUAUCACUCAUCAUGUUAAGGAAGGUUAUGAGAAGGCAGAUCCUGCGCAGUUUGAGUUGCUCAAGGUUCUUGGCCAGGGAUCCUUUGGAAAGGUUUUUCUUGUUCGGAAGAAGACCGGUCCUGAUGCUGGGCAGCUCUAUGCAAUGAAGGUGUUAAAAAAAGCUUCUUUAAAAGUCCGAGACAGAGUUCGGACAAAGAUGGAAAGGGAUAUACUGGUGGAAGUAAAUCAUCCAUUUAUUGUCAAAUUACACUAUGCCUUUCAGACUGAAGGGAAGCUGUAUUUAAUACUGGAUUUUCUCAGGGGAGGAGAUGUCUUCACAAGAUUAUCCAAAGAGGUUCUGUUUACAGAGGAAGAUGUGAAAUUCUACCUUGCAGAACUGGCCCUUGCUUUGGAUCAUCUGCACCAAUUAGGAAUUGUAUAUAGAGACCUGAAGCCAGAAAACAUUCUGCUUGAUGAAAUAGGACAUAUCAAGUUAACAGAUUUUGGGCUCAGCAAGGAAUCAGUAGAUCAAGAAAAGAAGGCUUACUCAUUUUGUGGUACAGUGGAGUAUAUGGCUCCUGAAAUAGUAAAUCGGAGAGGACAUUCCCAGAGUGCUGAUUGGUGGUCAUAUGGUGUACUUAUGUUUGAAAUGCUUACUGGUACUCUGCCAUUUCAAGGUAAAGACAGAAAUGAGACCAUGAACAUGAUAUUAAAAGCAAAACUUGGGAUGCCUCAAUUUCUUAGUGCUGAGGCACAAAGUCUUCUAAGGAUGUUAUUCAAAAGGAAUCCAGCAAAUAGAUUGGGUUCAGAAGGAGUUGAGGAAAUUAAAAGACAUCUUUUUUUUGCAAAUGUUGACUGGAAUAAAUUAUAUAGAAGAGAAGUUCAACCUCCUUUCAAACCUGCUUCUGGAAAACCAGAUGAUACCUUUUGUUUUGAUCCUGAAUUUACUGCAAAAACACCUAAAGAUUCUCCUGGUUUGCCAGCUAGUGCUAAUGCUCAUCAACUCUUCAAAGGAUUCAGCUUUGUUGCAACUUCUAUUGCGGAAGAAUAUAAAGUCACUCCUGUCACAAGUGCAAACGUGUUACCAGUUGUUCAGAUAAAUGGAAAUGCUGCACAAUUUGGUGAAGUAUAUGAAUUAAAAGAAGAUAUAGGUGUUGGCUCCUAUUCUGUUUGCAAGCGAUGCAUUCAUACAGCUACCAACAUGGAAUUUGCAGUGAAGAUCAUUGACAAAAGUAAGAGAGAUCCCUCAGAAGAAAUUGAAAUUUUGAUGCGCUAUGGACAACACCCCAACGUCAUUACUUUAAAGGAUGUUUAUGAUGAUGGUAGAUAUGUUUACCUUGUUACGGAUUUGAUGAAAGGAGGAGAACUACUUGACCGUAUUCUCAAAAAAAAAUGUUUCUCAGAACGGGAAGCUAGUGAUGUACUGAUUGUAAUAACUAAGACAGUUGACUAUCUUCAUUGUCAAGGAGUUGUUCAUCGUGAUCUUAAACCUAGUAAUAUUUUGUAUAUGGAUGAAUCAGGCAACGCAGACUCCAUUAGAAUCUGUGAUUUUGGGUUUGCAAAACAACUUCGAGGAGAAAAUGGACUUCUUUUAACUCCAUGCUACACUGCAAACUUUGUAGCACCUGAGGUUCUUAUGCAACAGGGCUAUGAUGCUGCUUGUGAUAUUUGGAGCCUGGGUGUUCUUUUUUACACAAUGCUGGCUGGCUAUACUCCAUUUGCUAAUGGCCCCAAUGAUACUCCUGAAGAGAUACUGCUACGUAUAGGCAAUGGCAAGUUCUCAUUGACUGGUGGAAACUGGGACAAUAUUUCAGAUGGAGCAAAGGAUUUGCUCUCCCAUAUGCUACAUAUGGACCCACAUCAGCGGUACACUACAGAACAAGUAUUAAAACACUCGUGGAUAACCCACAGAAACCGCUUGCUGAAUGAUCAGCCAAAUAGAAAUGAUACAUCAGAUGUCAUUAAGGGAGCAGUGGUCACCACAUAUUCUGCCCUGACUCACAAGACCUUUCAACCAGUCCUUGAGCCUGUUGCUGCUUCAAACUUAGCUCAACGACGGAGCAUGAAAAAACGAACAUCAACUGGCCUGUAAGAUUUCUAGUUGUUCCUCAGCCAUCCUGGAUAAAGUAAAAAUUAACUGUGGCUUUUUUUCCUAAUCUUAUAUCAAAAGCAUCAUAUUCUGCUACAUAACUUGAAUAUUCUGUUUAAACCUCCUCUUUUAGGGAGAUGAGAUUAAAAAAAAAAAAAAAACACAGGUCCACAGUAGUCAUACAGUAUUGUUUUGUAGUAGUGCCCAAGUGUUUAAGUAUAUAAUUGUUGUCUACAAAGUCUAAAAAUUUUUCUGCACACUAACUUGUAAAGUUCCUUUCAAAUAAAGUUACUUUGUUAGUUUUCUGGUCUCAUAAAAUGAUUUGGGGAAUCAUUACCAAUAAUCAGGAUGCAAAUAUAAUAGCAUAAUGCCAAGCAAUGCCAAUUAUUUUUUAACACCAGAUCCUGAAGAAUGGGCUUUUUUAAAAAGAAAAACAAACAAGAAAUGUAUUGUAGAAGCUUGUUAUUGUGUACAACCAAAGGACUACAUUCAUUUGUGCUAAUAUAUGAACUCCUGAUAUGGUUGGUGCCAAAGUUUUUACAGAAUUAAUUAACAAAUUAUGUGUGCAGACAGACCUGUAUAUUGCCCAUAAAUGUCCUUAUCUAGAAAUAGUGGUUUCCAUAAGUCCUCUGUAAAUAUGACAUCUAAGGGAAUUAUAGUGCAAUUGAAGAAUUUUUUAGACAAAGGCUUUAUGUUGGUGUUGUAAUCUACUAAGUGGGUUAUAGUUAAGCCUUUGAAAAUAAAAUACAUGUGUUGCUACUAACUUCAUGACACAUGGGCUGGGUUUCAAAUUAAUCAGUUGGAUUUACUCAUCUGUCCCUUUUAUAAUACACUACACUGUUGUUUUUUGGACUUCCAAAAUUGAAUUACAAUAUAGCAUAUUAAUUUACCUUGAAUCCUAUGGCAAUAUAGUUUAAACUUUAUUGUAGUGGAUUUAGCACACAUGAUACAGCAAAAUGCAUUUCAGUAUAGUUUAGACAAUGCUACAAAGAGAUAAACUGACAUUUUGAAAAGGAAGCAAUAUUAAUGAUUAACACAACAUCUAAACACAUUUUUAAUCGUAUUUAUAAAAAAAGUCUGACAGAUUCACUCUUGUUAUUAAAUUUAUGAUUCAGAACCACUGGGUAAUAUAUAUUGUUUUCUCUAAAUGAUGGAAUUUUAAAGAAUCUUUUCAUGUUGUUGAAGAAAAUACCAUUACUACUACUAUUACUACUACUACUGACAGAAAUUCAUGAAUGUAAACUGGAGGAUAUUACAGUUUUGUUUAGCAAAUAUAAGUGAACUAUUUGUAUGUGCUAAAUGUACUAUCUGCUGUGUGUUUUAUUUUGUUUGAUUCAGAGAAAAAGUUAGUUACUGAGCACUGAAGUAUACAAUUCAGGUUAGAAAACUCGUAACUUCAGUGUUCAAUAAAGAAACUAUACAUAUUCUCUUCAAAAUGUAAGUGAUAUAUAUUCCAUGUACAAAAAUCUGUUUAUUGAGUGUGAUAUAUAAAAGUAUAUACCCUCAAUUUGAAAUGUCUUCUUGCAAUAAUUGAAAGACAUUAAAAAAAAACAUCUAAUGCCACAUGGAAACAGUACGUAGAAAUCGACUGGUACCAUAUCUUGUGGAUUUUAUUUCCCAGUUUGGCCUUUUCUUUCCUCAUUUUGCUUUAUUACUAGAAGUACUUGCAUGUCACAAUUUGUGUCCAUAUCAUCUGACUUACUUUCCUCUUGUCAUCUUGUGAUGUUAUGCUUCUUCUUAUCAGAAUUAAUAUGACAAACUAAGAGGUGUGAUUUUGGUGUUGAACUUUUCAGAACAGAGAUACUAUUUCCAUGUAAGCUUUUCUAGUAAUAGCAUUAGGGUAAGUGAAAUUGGAAAGUGAAAAAUUAUCACAAAAUAACUUUCAGUCUUUCCAUAAUCAGUAGUUUUUAAAAAUAGCUGAUCUUACCUAAUGUUUCAGUGAGGUUACUGAAGGGUAAUAUCAUACAGUUCAUUCAUAAAAGGAACACUGAAUUAAGCAACGAACAACUUGAUUCUUCAUUGCUCAGUGAGGACUGACAAAUUAUAAAAGACACAGAUAUGCUCAUGUAUUUUCCCAGUAAUUGCAUAAACCAUUUCUGCUGGAAAGCUCAAAGUAGGUUAAAAACAGUCAUAGGGACAACCCUAUUAUAAGGAAGUCUUCAAACCACUUACCCUCAUUUUGUAGAAGGAAUCCAUGUGGGGAUGCCUCAUCAUGUCCGUUUUGGCUAGAGCAAAAAAUGCAGAUAUGAAUGGGAGCUUUUUGGGUGAGGCUUCUAUAAAUGCUUAACCACUGGAACAAAUCCUUUCUAUAAAAUUUGAAGAUAUUGUUUUUAAUGGAUUCAUAAAUAAUUAAUUUGCAUUGCUUUUCUUUCUAGUUGAUGGUUCUUGCUAGUAUUUAAUGAUAGCACAAUUUGGAGUUUUUAUUGUUCUGGAAGGAAGAGGAUAUUAUAUAUUUUUUACCUCAAAGGGAAAACACCGGCUUUGCCCAGAUAGACUAAUACUAAAUUUAUUAUCCUAAAGCACAUAUUAUCAUGAAUAAAUGCAGGAAACCAUUGGUAAGAUAAUUAAUUAAGAUGUAGGGGUGGUGAUUUUGUGGAGGAAAAUUAUUUCAGUUAUUUCAUGAAAAUCAACCUUGAGCCUAUUUUGUUAGACCCAGAAAUGCCUAAGCUUUAAUUUUUGUAAUUUGUUGCCAUCGGUAAUUACAAAUGGUAAAACAUUUUGAUAGACCCCUGGUUAACCCAAAGGGAUUUCUUAUGUGUAGGCAAGCCACAAACUUAAGAACAGAUGCUUGGUAUUUCCAACAUCUCCUCACCAGAGCAUCAUGUUAAGAUAGUACUGUCCAUAGAAAGUUACUCAUACUGAUUGAAUAGUAUUUUCCUGAUAGUAUGAGGCCCUUCAUAUAUGAAAAAAGAAGACUUCUUAACUUGGCCUUAAGAUCAACUAGAAAGUUUAGGAUUUAAACUAGGCAAAGUGUGUCUGUGGCAUUCUGUAUAUUAUCUUUCCCUGGCUUUCCAGUCCCCACAUGCUGUCCUACUUGUGGACCUCAGAGAGGACUCCAUGAUUAAAGCUUAGUCCAGAAGGAUUCUCUGCUCCAAAGCACCUCACACCCUUCCCCUUCCUCAAAUCAGAACUUCCAUUCUCACAGAGCAGCUGUAUUCAGCUAAAAGGAUAAAAGGAGAGUGAUCUCAUUUAAGUUCUCCCCCUUUUUUUUUUCUGGUCAGUAGCUAAUAAAUAAUUGGCAUUUUUCAAGGAAGAUGUCCAUUAAUCUAAUGAAUUUCCACUUGCUGGAUUUUUAGGCAAUCUAACCAGACGAGAACAACUCUAUCAGUUAUUAUCAGGGAAAAUAUUUCUGGACAAGGAAUUUAUGCAGUAUGCCCCAGGAUCAGAUUAUCUCAUAAACUGCUGCGUUGGUGCACUGCUUCAUCCUUUCUACUCCUCGAUAUACUUUUUUUCCUCCAAGAAACUUCCAAGCUCUUUAAUCACAAUGAACUUAUGUGAUAGAAUGGUGUGCAGGGAGAUAGUUGUCAAGUGCGUAUUUGUCUGCAUUCUUAUUCCUCUUAGUACAUAGCCUGUAAUGUAAGGAAUCUCCAGCUCUACCAGGCUCUCUUCCUCUAUUCCUAUCGUCCUGCUAUAACAAGAACAUGGAGCAGCUGAAUGCAAGCCACCAGUGGAGUCCAAGUCUGUAGACCCUCUGUCUACAUUUCAGGACACAGAGAGCCUCGAUCCUCCCACAUGAAUGCAAGCCGUAUUAACUCAACUGCAGUUAAACUCCUUUAGAACAGUUUCUUAGAUUUCAAAACUUACUAGGUAUGUUUGGUGUGUAUCUCAAUACAGUAAUUGCUGAAAGUAGCACCACUCAGGAGUGUGCUGUCCACCCUCCUGUCCAGGGUGCAGGCCACUGAUGGUGAUUACUCACAUGUCAGUUACACUUACAGAUGCACUGUUCCUGGUUUUAUUCAUAACAAUACAGUGAAGUCAUCUGAAUAAAAUGAUAAUGCUUGAUCACCUCAAAUUCAGUUUAGUUGCUAAUACUUGAAUGUAUGUUAGUCCUAAAUUUUAAGGAUAAGUUUCUUUGAAAUGUGAAGAAAAAUACAAAGGGAAAGUAUUUUGAAAAUACAGAAAUUCAAGUUUGUUUGCAUAUAUUCCACAAAUUAUGUACCUUUUGAUCAACCAGCAAGAAAUCUUAGCUAAAUGCUUAUAAAUAAACAUCUCUGUGACUGGCAAGGUAGGAUAUGUUCUAUAUUCACAUUUCUAAACCUUGGACAAUAGGACUUGGGAUUACUGUUUAGCUUUCAUACUAUUUGUCUAAUUAUGUGAACUAAUUUACUCUUCAAAGGAUAUUAAACAUCCAAUUUUAUGUAGAACAUUUCCUAGAGAACAUACUAAGUGCAUUAUUUUAUUAAUAAAUUGUCAUAAUGUGACCAAAUGGAUUUAUUUGCUUUUUUCUUUCCUAACAAACUAGUGUUACUCAGACCACAUUUGAGUUCUCUUUUCAAAUUCACUCUGAAAUUGAUACCACUAAUAGCAAAAAAUGUAAGUUUGUCUUUUAGUAUAAUAAAAUCAUUUGUAACAUCACAAAAGCAUUCUAGCAAAAAAAAAUCCAUUUUAAAAAUUAUAUAAGAAAACUUAAUUAUCCAAAUGCCAGCAUGGUUUGGAAAUGAGAAUUUAUUUUGCAUUAAAUUCCACAAUACAAAAAAAGAGAGAAUGUGGUUUUUCUGUAUUUGAUUAAAUAAAAAAACAGCAAGUACUUUUGGUAGUUGUGAGUUAUAUAAGGUUUAUGUGGAAAGAAUAAAGUUUGGGGCUAUCGUUAACAAUAAAAAAUUGCCUUGCCAGCACUUCCCAUAUACUUUGGGAUUCCGAAACUUAAUUUUUGAUAUAGAAAACGUAUUUACUGGCAUUUUAUUACAAUUCUCAAGGCAGAAAUUGUGUUAAAUGGAAAAUGUGUGUACUUAAAAACUUAAAAGUUGCAAUUAAAAAAAAAAGGUCCCAGUUGUUCAGAUAACUGUAUUUUCUUUCUCUGGCUACAUUAUGGAAUUUAUACCAUCUUUUAUUUUAUAAAUGUUUUAUUUAAAGCACUAUUUCUUUGACAUUAUCGUUUUCAUUGUACUUUUUUCCCUGUAAGACCAAACCUCGUAGUGCAUUUUACGGUGUUUCUUUCCCUCACAGUGCUGCUAAAGAAAUGGCUCUCAUUUUGAACUUACAACAUGCCAAAGAUGACAUAGAAAUUAUAUUUAUUUUUGUUCUUGUUAAAACUCUGUGAGCAACAUUUAUCACAAUAUCAUGUUAAAUUACUGGCAUUCUCUGGGCACUAAAUAAAAAGGCUGCAACUUUUUAACAUUU